CCCACCCAAGCUUGUGGAGAUCCAUGCCACAACUCAUCAUCGAUGGUGCCUAACAAGGACAAGAUCUCCUUGUGAUCAGUGAUGCGAUUGCUUAGUCUAAUUAAUGGCUGGCGUCAACCAUUGGCAAAACCUACAAGAUCUUAUUUAUGGAUUCCAUGGAGAUAUGAACAUCAAUUAGCGGACUUUUUCUCCUGUCGUUCUUCUACAUUUGUGACGAUGGUGUUUCUCAUGCAAGUUGAGAACAGCUCGUGACUUGUAUGGAUCAGACAGAACAAGAAACGAGGCCCGCUUGGCAAAUUAACACCCGCAUACCAUCUUGUCAUGAUCGGAAUUGUUUCUCGUAGGUAACAACCAUAAAUGCCUUCACUCUGUAUUCAUUCAAGCAUCAUUUCCUCCUUGGGGAUUUCUUGUUACUGUGUUCUUCUUCUCUAGUUCUUUAGCACAAGCAUCAGUCCCUUGGCAUCUUAUCGGAGAUUGCGACGGCGGCACACGCUUCUACUGCAGAUAUGAUUGGAGGGGGCAACUUCCAUCGCUCGUUCAUCCACACUCUAGUGCACCAUCUUCUUCUCUAUAUAACUCCCCCAAAUCGCCUACUCCCUACAAUUCCAGCUCUGGUGGAUUGCCCGCACCCACAAAGCUCCUGUAGCAUUCAGGUAUAUGGAUAAGAUGGGACUAAGAGACAUAGAGUCCACACUGCCGCCAGGGUUCAGAUUCUACCCGAGUGAUGAGGAGCUGGUCUGCCACUAUCUCCACAAGAAGGUGAGCAACGAGAGAACCUGCGAGGGGACGAUGGUGGAGGUGGAUUUGCACACUCGAGAGCCAUGGGAGCUUCCAGAUGUGGCUAAAUUGAGUGCCAACGAGUGGUACUUCUUCAGCUUCCGCGACCGCAAGUACGCCACCGGAUCUCGCGCGAACCGAGCAACCAGAUCUGGUUACUGGAAAGCAACGGGGAAGGAUAGAACGAUCAGUGAUCCGACGACACAUGCGACGGUGGGGAUGAGGAAGACAUUGGUGUUCUACAGAGGUAGAGCUCCCAGUGGAGCGAAGACCGACUGGGUCAUGCACGAGUUCAGACUGGAGACCCCUCAUUCACCCCCCAAGGAGGACUGGGUUCUGUGUCGGGUUUUCCACAAGAAGAAAGGGGAGACGGAGAAUGAGAACACUGCUUCUUCUUCUCCCGCUCUGAGGUCAUCUCCUUCUUCUCUAGUGGACCAGCCCAUGCCAGAUUUCCGGCAUGAACGGUUGAGUUCAUCAUCUUUCUCCAUUCUCCCACAGCAAGAACCGGAGAGCAGCUCAGACCCCUUCCUGAACAUGGCGCUGAUGCAGGGCAGCUUUCUUGGGUUCUCACCGGAGAUGGGAAGCACGGCAAUGAUGGGGACGAGCUUAAUGUGUGAGGAUGAGCUUGGAUGUCCGCUGGAUUUGGGAUUUGAGAAUGGCUUUGGGGAGGGCGAGAUGGCAAGAUAUGAGCUGCCAAAGUGGCAAGCUUAGAUGCUAUAAGAGCAGCAUGCUUCCAACAGGACAACAUAUAUAAAUGUAGACUUGGAUUCGAAGAGGGUGAACGAACAUGUAUAGAUGCUACAAGAUUGGAUGAUGACUAUAGUACAAUGUAUUUAUUACCUAGUAAUUAUAAAUAUGCAUAAUAUAUAUAUAUAUACCAUUUUUUUUACUCUGUAAAAGCUUGAAGAAAAUUGGGAGUUUCAUUUCUUAUCCUCAUGUCGAUGAUUAUAAGGAUUGGAUUUUUGUUCUCUCUCUUAAUGAAAUGUUAAGCUUUGGUUCUCUUGA
Musa acuminata AAA Group (dessert banana) is the source of this 1782-nucleotide messenger RNA. RefSeq names its product NAC domain-containing protein 21/22-like. Bases 658 to 1488 code for a protein of 276 amino acids. Lineage: Eukaryota; Viridiplantae; Streptophyta; Magnoliopsida; Zingiberales; Musaceae. Gene Ontology annotation, molecular function: DNA binding. Gene Ontology annotation, biological process: regulation of DNA-templated transcription. The record is from RefSeq and is a predicted model, not a curated record. The transcript has 3 exons.